Molecule: messenger RNA, 981 nt
Organism: Hylaeus volcanicus
Lineage: Eukaryota; Metazoa; Arthropoda; Insecta; Hymenoptera; Colletidae
Exons: 3
Coding region: 628-948 (106 amino acids)
Source: RefSeq, a predicted model, not a curated record
ACGGGCUUAGCAACCCCGAGGUACCCGAGCUAGAGGGGGGGUCAGCGGGCCCCAAUAGAUGAAAAGCAAGAGCAGUAGUGCAAUAACUUUGUAUAAUAAAUUACGCACUUUAAACAAACAAAUAAAUAAAUAAAUGAAUGAUUUUGUGGCGCCAUCGGUGGCAAAACGUCCAAGUUUGUAGUAAAAAUAGUUCUCGAUGUUUCAGCUAGAUGGCGGCACGAUGUAAAACGUCGAUAAUUGUUACUGCAGAUAAAUAAAAGCAAAUAAAUGUGUAAAUACUAUAUUAGAAGGAUAUACUGAAGCAUUAUGAAGCAAAGAAUCGUAUUAAUUAUGCAUUUAUGUCAAAUAAAAAAUUAGUAAAAAGUUGUCGGUUGCGCCAUCUAGAAGACCAGUGGGAACUAUCUUGGGAACUAACUUGGGCGUUUUGCCACCGAUGGCGCCACAAAACCAAUAUUAAAAAAUAUUUUUCAAAAUGCUAAAUUGGCAUAAUCACGGAUUUACUGGACAUUUUAUUAAUUCCUACACUUAUUAUUCAAUGUUAUUUCAAAUUGGUCAUAAGGAUAACUAGAUAUUAAAGUGUCAAAGAAAUCUAUCACUGAAAAAUUAGUUCGGCCUGACCACCGCUAGAUGGCGAUACCAAUCGCGUGUCCAUUAGCUGCUGUAUUGAAAUCAGAAAAUUUGAACCGCAGAAAGGUUCUAACAUUGAGAGUGUGUGUAUGGCAUCAAUGUAAACCAGUUCGCGGGCCGAGCCCCUCACGCAAUCCCUUCCCCUUCCACGCACCGCAGCCGAGAGAGAAAGACGUCAGUAUAGAGCAGAGCGUAGAGCAGAGCACACCAAGAUUUAAGAAUUGGCGGGAACGUGAAAGUGUUUUUCGAACCAACGGAAAGCGUCAAGUGAACGCAGUUCAAGAUGGCGGCUUCCGCUCGUUGCGCCAGUGCACUCUGUGAGAUCGUAGUGGACGGGAGCCGUUGAAUUCACCG